Messenger RNA from Heterobasidion irregulare TC 32-1, 1293 nucleotides. RefSeq lists its product as uncharacterized. Lineage: Eukaryota; Fungi; Basidiomycota; Agaricomycetes; Russulales; Bondarzewiaceae. The record is from RefSeq and is a predicted model, not a curated record. The coding region runs from base 1 to 1293 and encodes 430 amino acids. The transcript has 2 exons.
AUGGCGAUGGGCCAUAAGCAGCGCAUGAUUCAAUCCCACGCCAAUGGCGACGUUUCCAAGACUCGGCAGAUCUCGGCGGUCUUCGGGAUCAUCGGACUUGGAAAUGGGACCUCCUCCAACCUCACCGCCAAUUCACAGCGCUCACCCUCGCUUGACACUCUGAUUUCUGCCCCUGCUCCACUCUUGGAAAGCCUAGUCAUUCGAAAUCCCACCGUCGACCUGGACUUGGGAGAUGAUUUCCUUGCAGGAUAUGUGCCCCGCUUGCGGCGACUACAGCUUGAUCAUCAUAUGCAGUCUCUUCCCAUGUUCCUCCUUCCCAAUCUCACUCAUCUCGAGAUUGAGAGAACGUCCAUGAUAGAAGAAAUGAUUACGACACUUCGAUGGACACCGCUUCUGAAAACCCUUUCCUGCGGUCUCUACGACUCCCCCUCCUCUCAGACAAUUCACGAUUUCAUCCAUCUUUCCAACCUCUCACAUUUGUGGUUGAUAGGAACGGAGGUAUACGACGGCUUCACCUACUUCUUCCGACGAGUGCGAUUGCCCCCGACGGUGCAUAUCAAGAUUCUACUCAACAACUACACAAGCAGGAACACAGAGGAAGCGAAGGUUAUGUUUGAUAUGCUGGGCAGUUAUCCUCCUCCUAGGAGUAGCGUUACCCCAUUCACACAUCUCAAGAUAAAGAUAUGGGGACAUCAGAGCCCGCUCUUUGAUGGUCGACUGUGCUCUCAACGGGCUUUUGACCGUUAUGAACCACAAAGACCAUUUCCAGGACCGCACGGCAGGUACAAGUACAAUUUUACAUACGACCUCCUUCCUCAAGCCCAACUCGAUUUUAGUGGAAUCUCCCCACACAGUGAUCGCUCUCUCCCCAUGUUGGCCGUGCGGUCGAUAUUUGAUCGUAUGCCCUUAGCAGACGUACACACAUUGGAUCUGUCUGUUGAUCUAUCAUCGAUGUCCGCCGACGAGGAUGACAAGGGCGAGUCCAGGGCACAAGCUUGGGAUCCAUUAGAAUGGCUGCCUAUCCUUCGUCUCAUGCCACGCGUCCGAAGCCUCAAAUUAUCCCAGGACGCUGUCGUUGGAGUUCUCAGGGCCCUCACACCCGGAAGGAGCGAUGGCUCGAUCACACCUCUUUGGGUCUGCCUUUCAACGCUCCUUGUUGACAGCACCUUCACUGAUGUUUUAGGCGAGCGCCAGUCAUCGUCGGCUGUUCCUGGGACUCUGACAACGUUUCUUGCGCAAAGGAGUGAGGCGGGGCUGGAUCACAUUGCUUGCAAUGUCUCUCCUCAAGCAUGA